This is a messenger RNA of Vicia villosa (hairy vetch), 12018 nucleotides long. RefSeq names its product small ribosomal subunit protein uS12m. Gene Ontology annotation, biological process: translation. Gene Ontology annotation, molecular function: structural constituent of ribosome. Gene Ontology annotation, cellular component: ribosome; small ribosomal subunit. The transcript has a single exon. The record is from RefSeq and is a predicted model, not a curated record. Lineage: Eukaryota; Viridiplantae; Streptophyta; Magnoliopsida; Fabales; Fabaceae. Bases 956 to 1333 code for a protein of 125 amino acids.
AACGGAGAUCUUGUAAGUUUAACUAAUUUCGAUAAUUAACAAUUAAUCCUGUGCAAUCACUAAAUAAGAAGCUUUUCUUCCUUUCGAUCCUUUAAGUGGGAUUUCUCGUAGGUGAUGGUCGCAACCGCUUGAUCACCUAUUCCUGCAAUUGUCAGUGUCUUAUUUAUUGAAAACAAAAAGAACCUUGCUAUGAAUGAAAUAUCAAAAAAGACGUGAAAAAUCCCUGCUCUUCACUGUCUUUCUGAUUCAGACUAAGAAAGUUUAUCGAGAAACCACCGCCCGUGCUCAUAGAGCCGGUCCCAGGUAGGCUAAGAUCCUAUCCGUCCUUUGAAGAAAGCCAGGUCUUUAUUGCGUGUCAAGUGCGAGAUUGGAUCGAGGAAUUGCGUCUUAAAUGAAAUGCUGUUUCCUAUUUCUUUCGUUUGUGAAUCUUUCUUUUUCCCAUGUCUUUCUUGAUUGGUAAACCCAACCAGCGAUUUACAACAAACAAGUCUUUCCUCUUGUUGGGGGGAGCAGUUAAAAAAUGAACCAAGUAGCGUGAAUAAUAAUGCACUCGUACUUUUUGGUAAUCCGACGCUUAGCGAUAUUGAUUUUAUCCAGGAGACUCCUAAUCAUUCCUUCCCUUCUUCAGCUUAUUCCACUAGUUCUUCGACUUUUUCGGACGCGCAAAGUGCUGCACCUGACUUGGACCUAUUAUUUAAUCAAAUAUGUAAUGAAUACAACAGGUGUGUGCAUGAAGCCGGGAAGGUCUUACCCCCCGAAUGGACCAUGCCUGACCUUGUUCGGACAAUGUUUGGUGAUGAAGCUAUUCAGCACGGCUUUCUGACGGAUGCCUACUAUGAUGUGCUGUUAUGUGGCACUCAUAGUUGGGGGUGCGAGGAGCUGCUGAAUUUGCUAGAUAUGAUAAACUAUGUGUAUUAGUAUGCAAAAAUAGGGAGGAAGGACAAAGGAAAGAGCGAUGCCUACAUUAAAUCAAUUGAUUCGUCAUGGUAGAGAAGAAAAACGGCGCACGGACCGUACUCGAGCUUCGGAUCAAUGUCCCCAGAAGCAAGGAGUACGCCCGCGUGUUUCAACGAGAACACCGAAAAAACCAAAUUCAGCUCCACGUAAGAUAGCCAAAGUACGAUUGAGCAAUCGACAUGAUAUAUUUGCUCACAUUCCGGGCGAAGGUCAUAAUUCGCAGGAACAUUCUAUGGUCUUAAUAAGAGGAGGUAGAGUUAAAGAUUUGCCAGGUGUUAAAUCCCAUUGUAUUCGAGGAGUCAAGGAUUUGUUGGGAAUUCCGGAUCGAAGAAGAGGCAGAUCAAAAUAUGGUGCAGAAAAACCCAAAUCGAUAUGAAUGGAGGAUGCCUCUGGAACUUAUUUUUAUCGGUCAGGAGAGGUACGAAGUCACUCGACUUAAAGGAGAGGAGAGGGAACAACCACAACGUUAUGCCCUAAAAUAGAAACGGAGCCCUUCCGAAUGACCUAUAAUGGAUUCUAAUACACUAGACAAGAAAGGGGGCCGACGAAAGAAUACCGCCCGUCCGAUUUCUUCGUCCGGUUUUUUUUAACUUUUUUUUUUACAGAUAAGAUAUUUCGUUUCUAAGUUUCCGGACUUGCCCUUCGCACGAUUCUAUCAUAAAAUGCUCGUUCCAAUCGGAACUGCAUGCAAAGUAAAAAAAUAGGGUUCUCUUAUUUAUAGAGAAUUCCAUUAUGGAUGAAGGAGUUCCAUUUUUAAUUCAGAAGCCCGGAGAUGGUCAGGUGGUUUCUUGUAAUUUUGGGAAUCUUUUCGUUAACAAAUAUGGAUUCCCCAUAGUCUCGGUGUCUGAGGAUUUAGAGGAUCCUAAAAUAUAAGCACGAUAUGAUUUCUUCAUUAUAUAUUUAUAUAUUUUUAGAGAAAAAGAUGGAUAGGAUUUAUGACUUCCACUUCCUAUAGGACAUGAGGGCUUAAAGCCUAUGCUAAGAGAGUAAGGUUCCUGUCUCGAUCCUUUUUAUUUCUUCUUUUGCUUUCCCUGCAAAACUAUUCUCGGAAAUUUAUUGCUUGACUUUAAACUAAACAAUCAAGAAAUUAUCUUCCCACGCCUACUAAAAACUAGGGACAUGGUUAUAGCAGUCUCUGUUCACUCAUGCUUGCUGCUUAAGACUCUCUACACCUGAAAGAUAUAAGUAGUUUUACGGCGAGGAAGAGCUUGAAGAAGGAAGAAGUACCAUUGGCGAAGUAGCUUCCUCCAGUCUUUGUAUGUAUGGGGUGUACCCGAUAAAGAUACAAAGCAGCUGAGAUCAGAAUGAGUAGCAUUGAUCUCUCCGUUUGGUCCGACUAAUCAAUGUAAAAAAGAUUCCAUCGAUCGGUGAAGCACAUUAACGGAAGUGUGCACGCUAGCGCUCUACUCUAAGCUUCUAGUUAGCUCAAAAAAACGGACUCCCCUAAGUGGGGCACAUGGGUUUGUGAAGAUGCGUUGGUUGAUCCGGAGACAUGGCCACUACUGGCCUACGGUCCUGUCAGAUUGCAUAGCACAUGCUAAGAGCUGCGAUGCCUGCCAGAGGUAUAGACUCAGCGCAAGCCGGCUUCCGAGUUAUACCCGAUUAUAAAGCCUUGGCCAUUUCGAGGUUGGGCCCAGGAAUAGUGAGUUUAUAUUCGCUGAUAUGCUUAGCGAGAAGACUUCGCAGCCGCAAUACCAAGAUGGGCUCAGAUUUUUUGAACCAGAACUCUGCUGUACAACUAGCUGCUGCGAUCACAGCCUCAGCUAGGAUAUAUAUGUAACCUUAUAUCUCAAGAGAGGACUGCUACUACACGGACACAGACUCAGUUGUGCUUGGCCUAAAGAAGUUAUUUCUUCUUCUGUCUUAGGUAAGUUUAAGCUAGAGGACAGAGUCAUGAAAGGAGACUUUUUAGCACUAUUUCUACAUCGCAAAAGAUAGCACCAAUGUACUAAAGUACAAGGGACCGGCGAAAAACCUGGUCAGUCCAGAAUGGUUUGAGUCACAGUACGCAGAUCCAUCUCGUACAGAACAGGUAGCGGUGGAAGCCAACUUCCGGAUUGAUUGGCACACUCUUAACAUCAUCAAGAAAGAGAUGUCAGGCUUGGGAUUAAGCAGGGGACCAAGAGGAUACCAGUAUAUCACGGAGAUGUAUGGGUGGAUACUGAUCCAAUUGAUAUCAAAGACUUGUCUUCCCUAGAUCACAUUGGUAAAGUACUGAAAAAAUAACUCAGGUAAUACAACUACUGAAAAAAAAUGCCCUUUUAUCAGCGCAGAAAAUUAACUUUCUUUCACGAGCUUUACUGCUUCCAUUCUUUGUACCAGGGAUAAAAAAUAAAUUGCGUAUAGCAAGAAAGGAAGAAGAAUGAUAGAUGACUAAAGUAGGUACUGGGACCUUUUGGAACAUGAUUAGGGAAAAAAAUAAUAUCUAAUAGACUGAUACGUACGAGCGAACAAUAGUUCUUAUCUCUUCUCUGUACCGGUAAAGACUUUGACCUUAGAGUAAGGGGAGGGCCUAAGACUUUCUUUAUAGCCGGGAAGAUAAUUUAUUAAUCGAAGCCAUAGCUUAAACCUGGAUAGAAGGACUUUAUCUGGUCUGGAAAGGCUCUAGGAAUUCUCUCUACUCUAGAAGCCAUAGGCCGUUGAGCAAUAGACUGAAGAGGCAUCUCUAACAAAGGGAGAAGGCCAGAGGUAUAGAUCCGUUAAGGCCACUCCUUAAGCAGGACUUUCGGUCAGUUCAAAAACCAUUAGGUAGGGCCUGUGCGUGCUAUAAUAAAAAAGGGAAGACCCUUAAAUCUACUUGAAUGGAUCUUGGCAAGGCGGAUCGAAAAUCAUUAAUGCCAGAAUAAAAACGCCAAAGAAAAGCGGGAAAGUGGGGCUAUAUAUCAUAUAGUAAAGCCAGAGUCAAGACUACAUGCCUAUUUGACUGCCCGAUCGUACAUUUCAAUAGCUUUAAGAGAGUUUUCAUAUAGAAGUCUCGGACCCGCCGGGGAAGAGACUUAAGAAAGUUCAGCUCUUUACGCUGCUUUUUAAUUACAGGGGUAUUCUAAUUCUUUCGGACAUUAGCGAACAUUGAACCGUUGAGCCUGAAAGAGUGAGAGCUUGAUGAGAUUUUUAGGGCCGAUAGGCCAAGCCGAUUAGACGGACGGAAAUAAGCAACAAGUCGUGCCAUCAUACUAUACCUUACGGUUGAAUUGAAUAUAGAAGGGCUUCCCUUACCUUCUAUAAGCCGAUUUCGAAAUGCGUUUACUUCCCCUUUCUGGCGGCUAGUGCCCCACCUUUCAAGUUGACAGAUUCGUAUUACUUCGAGAUAACUGUCAGAGCCCCCAUUCUCGAACUCCUAGAAAAUGCCAUUCCAUCGGGUUACCACGCACACAAAAAUAAUUCACAUUUGUCGUCAUUUCAAAUAUAACCUUCACGGGUCCCCUCAACAUCCUUAACGGCCUGGUUCAUUAAGAUGUUGAACUGAGACUUCUGUGGACAAGCUGCGCGACAGAGGCCUAAUCCUUGAGCUCUUCUAAUCCCCGAAGACGCUCUAAUCCUUACAAGGCCAUAGACUAACUUCUCAAAGAGAAUGAUUACUCCAUUACACAAAAAAGGCAUCUGGUUGUAGGCGUAAAUCCAAGACAAGGUUACAAAGUAUUCGUAUUCUCGCGAUACCCACAGACAGUUGAGAGACCCACAAAGGUAGGCCCGGUGCUCGCUUAGUGGCAAAGAGGUUCACUAUGAAAUAUGGACAGGAUUAUGAGGAGACGUUCAGCCCUCUUGCUAAGAUUACCACGCCUGCAGCAAGGCCCAUGCCUUGUAGUCGACCGGUGCAAGCAGGACUUUAUUUUCGAGUUUGAUAUUCUUAUCUGCAAGGUUAGUGCUUUUUGGUGGCGUACAAUGCCUUACUAGGUAGAGACAGGCUAGUUGCCUCGCUUCAUUCUUAGUCUUUUGGAAUGAGAUUGAGAUGGUCCUAGCAGACAAAAGACCUUUGCGGGCAGAAACUGGAACGUACUUGAGGCGGAAGGAAUCGAAAGUCUCUCCCAGAAUAAAGAAUAGCCUACCGGCUUCCCUAAAGCCAAGUUGCGCUUCCCGCGUUAAGUUUAACUAGCGGCUUACUUUUAGCCGUCGGGGAAGAAGUGCUGUGAUGUUUGAGAACUCUUUCUGGCAAAUAGACCUAGACCCGCGCGAGCAAUUGUAGCCGAGCAAUGGAUAGUUCCUUAGGCUGAUCUUGCCAUUACUCUAUGCCUUUAUCUAAGAAGGAGGUAGACGCGGUCUUGCAGGGCCUAUAAUAUAAGAGGCUCUUCCGGCUUGAGUUUGCCUGAGUCUGAAGGACUCUUGAGGAAGAGUUAGACGCUAGAGGAUUUUCCAUCGACAGAAUUCGGUAGGAGACAGUCUCAUAACUCUGCAAAAAUGAGAGUAAGAAGCUCAAUGCCCUUACUCACAAGAGUCAAGAAAUUAAAUUUUAUCUCUCCAAGAGACUUGACCUCUAGAAAGAUAUCUUAUCCGAAAAGUAAUGACGCUCUCCCUUUAAGAGUUCUAUCAUAUGUGAAGCCUUUCACAUUAUAUCCUCCGGAAGAAAGUAAGGCAUGACUUUUUCCCGUACCUAAAUUCAAGGCCUGCUAUCACAGCGCCUACCGGAGCAGACGCGGGAGAGACUCGUCACUGUUAACAUCCUCUCCUAAGCCCGGUAUGACGACGAGCGGACUCCUAUGGAAGUUCAAGAGAAGAGGGAGCUCUGAACGUCUCUCAAAUGUCGCUACAAGCUCCUUCGGGAAAAGUAGCCCUGAGCCUCCAUGACCUACUACUCCUUUAGAGAAGAAAGAGGGUCACUGGCCUCUGUAGGGGGGCCUAUUCCGGCGCGGAAAGAGUCUUCGCUUACACGAUAAAAUUUAGCUUUUAUGUGAGAAAUAACUUUUACAGUACUACUAUUACUACCAAUCUUCAACGUAGAACAAAGUAAUAAAGUACUUUAGUAGUCCCAGGCCUGAUAUCACAGCGCCUACCCUGCAGAUGAAAGACUUUAUCCUUAGAGGCGGCUUCUAAUUGAGUGAAUUAAUUCCUACUGUCUUACUAAAAAAUAAAUUGCGUAUAGCAAGAAGAAUAAUUCUAUCAGACUAGUCUCUAUCAUUAAGCGUGAAAAGCCAGCGCCCGAAGGUGCUUUUUCGAAAGCCGGUCAAAGAAUCGAUUAUAUGCCUGGCCAGAAGACCGAUGAGCCUUACCAGUGAAGCAAAGAAGAGAAAUUAAAGUAGCUCUUAGAAAGGUAACUGAAUGCGUUUCCGGUGUUAAAGUUAGAAGAGUAACUGCUCUCGUAGUCGUUUCCGCUCUUCUCUGUUUUGAAGCAAAGCAUGCUGAAAGCAAUAAACAUCUUAAAUUCAGCUCUGAAAGUAUCUUAGCCUACCGGUGGGCGAGCCUAGCUUGUCUAGAGAAGUAUAACUAGAAAAAGUCCUGAUGUUCCGUUCUUGUUGUUUGAAAAGAUCUCGGAUCCCUCAUACUUACUUGUGACUGUGAAGAGUCUAUAAGGAGAAGUGGGCAUCUUGAUCUGAGCUUCUUCCCUUAUAUAAUAUAAAGAUCUAGCUUCUUAAUUUAAAGGUAUAGUCUCAAAUAAAAAAGAGGAAGCCCGGCUUUGACAAGCAAGCCAUAGCCAAAGCAGCAGCUUUCAGAUCAUAGUCCUAAUUUCCACCUACCUUUCUCGCUCUAUCAUUCCAUUCUAUCAGUCCGGUAGUCGGUCCUAACAGCGGUUGAAGCCUUCGAAUCGGCUAAGUGUUUAGUAUCACCUUAAUCCAUUCUUUUGCUUUAGUCUUUCUUUCUGAGUAGUCGAUAGCGAGUCUGACGGGUCUAGCACCAUCCGCCAAUCGCUUAUUGGUGAAAGGGCUAUGUAGUAACCAGUCCGGUUAGCAUUUCAGUGUCCGUCAGGAAGACGAGUUUGAAUCUUCUUUGUUGUAUGAAAGGCUCUUUUUAUAUUUGGUAGGACUUCCAUUUCAUAUCGUGUGUCGGAGAAUCGGAUUAUUAUGAUGAGCGAUUUGACUCUGAUCCACCAGCAUCCACUACCGGAAGGAAUUACCUAACUUACCGCCUGCUCUUAUUCCCAUCGAUAUGCCCGGAAACAAGAACUUUCUUUCUCUAAUGCCCUUUAGCUUAAGCCUGACAAAGAUAGAAUGUUUAACUUGCCCUACCGCUGCCCGCUUAAUACUACUACUAGUGAGACUCCUAUUCUGCCACCCUAUCUAGUAAGAGCCUCUACAGCAAUGUUUGGCGCAAUCAAUAUCCAUAAUCGCUCGUCUUUCAUUGAUUGAGGACUUGCCUGACCUGGUAAUCUUCCCAUAACACAGGUGGCUUUCGUCCGGGUAGAUUAUUUAAGUAAAGUGAUCGUGUAUGCUGCGGCUUAAACUAGAAGUUAAUGAUGAACAGGCCUUCAUUUCCUUUAGGUAUUGUUGGUUAGAAGAGAAGUAUUCUCUUACUCUUAGUUUAGUCGCGGGUGAAACUUUUGCUUUUUACUGUUGGAGUUAGGUUUUGGGUGACGAUGCAGUUGCAUAACAACCUUAAGAGCUAAGGACAAGGCUCCUCUUUCUCUGCUUUUAAAUACAGUACCCUUUCAUUUAAGAGAAUAAGAUAAGAAGAGUAGCUGUACUCUUAGAGCCUACUAUGACUUCUUCGUCUUCUCUUUUUCCUUUAUCUAAUAAGAAAAAGGGUUUUAGAGGCUUUUCUAUAGCUUUCUAAGCCCUUUCUCUUAGCCAGGGGAAAAUCCCAGUCUAGAGGAGAGUUUUCUAUAAAAAUGUGGAAAGAUGAGGAAUUUCCUUAACUUACUUAAUAGGUUACCCGAUCCCUAACUAAAAAGUGGGGGUCGAAGAGAAUAGAUAAAAGAUUUUUCGAGGAAGGGUCUUUGCCAGGAGGCCAGAGAUUAUUGAAUUUACAUAGCAUAAAGAAAGACGGACAUUCUGCUUCAAGUUGCCAUUGAAUUGCUUUCCGUUCCCUUGCUGAGUCAAAGGAUGAACAAAAAAUAAAUAAAAAAGGGCGUCGAUAGACAAUAGACCAAGGAGCGAAAGCCACUCAGUUGAUUGCUAAAUCUCUAGUUCGUGAGAAGGAUUUGCUGCUUGAAUUGAUAGAGGAAUAAGACAAGGGCUUAUAGCGCCUUCUCUUUUUUUUGUAAUAGGAAUGGAGUAUCUUUCAAGGAAACUCAAGCAGGAAGCCAGAACUAAUCCAAACUUCAGUUAUCAUAAAAAUUGCAGAAAGAAUGAGAUUAAUAAUCUUUGUUUUGCGGAUGAUUUACUAAUUUUCUGCUCAGGCGCUGAAGAUUCCAUUGCUGUGGUCAAUCAAUGCUUAAAAGAAUUUGCAAAUCUUUCUGGUCUUACUGCAUAUCCAAGAGUAAAAUCGACUAUGGAGAUCUUUCUGAUGCUGCAAAGUGAAAUAUUUAAAAUCUAAUUGGCUUCAAUUCAAUGAAGGUAAAAUGCCAAUAAAGUACCUGGGCCAGUCCUUCAAAGCUCUCAGUUAGUGAUUGUUUGCCUCUAAUUGAGAGAAUCAAAGCUAGAGUACAGAGAUGGACUGGAAAAUACCUAUUAUAUGCUGGGCAACUGGUUCAGAGUGCCCUCUUUAGCAUGCAAGUUUACUGGAGUACUGUGUUCAUACUGCCUGUGCAGGUUUUGAUUUGAAGACAAGAAGAUCUGCAGAGGGUUCUUAUGGUCUGGUCCUGAUAUGGUUAAGAACAAAGGGAAUGUUGCUUGGAAAUUUGCUGCCCUUAAAAUUAAAAAAAAUAAGGUGGUUUCGGGCUUCAUUGGUGGAGUGGAAUAAAGCUGCUAUGUUGAAGCAUAUCUGGGUUCUGGCUGCAAAAAGUCCUUAUAUAGAUUAUAGGUAUGUAUUUUACAUACAAUGCUUCUUUUUUUUAUAAGCAUUUUGUUGGUGUAUUUAACCACAAACCAAAUAAUGGUAGCUGGAUUUUUAGGAAACUUUUACAGGUGAGAGAGUUGGCUAUAAGAUAUAUUAUACAUGAUGUUGGCAAUGGAACCAAUACAUCUCUCUGGUAUGGUAUGACUCUUUGCUGCCUAUAGGUUCUCUAGUUUAAAGGUAUGUAUGGUGAGCAGAUCAUAGGGGAGUCUGGUGUUCAAAAAAAAAUGUAAAAGUUGCAGACAUACUUUCUAAUUCCAGAUGGUCCCUCCCUGCAGGUGCAAAUAAACACCAGCAAUAAAUUGGGGAGUGUAUCAGAGCCAUAAGGCCCUUGAACAGUGAGCGAUAAGACACAGUUAUAUGAAUGCCUGAUCACUCAGUUUUCCAUAAAAAGCGCCAGGAGGUUAAUCAGACAUAAACAAGCUACUAUGCCUUGGUUUAGGAGAUAUUUUUUAGUUAAGAAGGAACUCAUUCGUGGACUUAUUCCGACCCUUUACCAGAAGAAAACAGAGGAGCGGUAUGGUUUCAUAAGAGGUACUCAUUAUACAGAUAUCCUUUUUCGAAUUGCCCGAUUCACAGUGCCCACCUUAUUCUCUCCCCAAUCACACAGGAAUGCUCGCUUGUCCGCCUACCAAUGAUGCCUUUAACUUUCAGAUUCUACAUAUGGAGUGGAGAAUGCCUCUACUACCUGUGCCAGCAAACAAACAAAGACUAUAGUAGAGUAGGAAUGGUUUAGCUCGCUAUAGGGGAGGGAGAUAGUUUACGCGUCAGUUGAAAGUGGGAAAGCUCUCAAGCAGCAAGUACUUUUUAUCCCUUCACAUUCAAGUAAAGUAUUGGGAAGGUAUCUAGCCAGUGAGGCAAGUUAAGUAAGGAAAUAAGGAAAGCAGCUGAAGCAAGGUGCCUAAGCCUUCAAGUUGCGAGGUCUUUUAGGGUUAGAUAUACUUGUAAUCAGUUAGAAGAACUCGGAGUCUAAGAUGGUAACAAGAGAGAACUAAGUGCAAUACGUACAACCUACUAGUGACUAAUUCCCCCCGGCGUCUUAUUCCUGUUAUCCCAGUAGUAAUUGAGCAGGGCGAGGAGUAAAUUUCUCUUCUUUCUUUUCUCAUUAAACUAUUAUAUAUGAAAUGGUGUAAUUAUGGAUCUCAUUCGUAUUCAAGUGGUUUGCACUAAUAGUUGCUCGAAAUGGAUAGCUUUGUUUCCGGGAAUUCGAGGAUACUGCCAAUCUUGCGCUUCAACCAACCGUAUGCUCUUUCAUGAUGAGGUCGAAGCCCUGCUAGCGAAGGAAUGCAUCCAACAGUGUUCUGUCUAAUUGGUCCUCUCAUGCCAUAAUUUGCUCAUAAAUCCACUUUGUUCUCCCGGAAAUAACUUUUUUUAUAAAACAUUACUUAUGUGACUUCGAUCUGAUACCUCUCGAUUCAGAGAGGAAAUGCGCAUUUGUAUCAUUUUGACUCUCCCCAUCUCGAAUUCUACUAAUUUUAUAUGGGACUGGUUGUGAAGGGAAGCUUUGUGGGAGAAAGGAGGAAAAGGUCAGGCUAGUCAAGGCUUUACUCAAACAUAUGGGAUAGAUUACGAGGAAGCCUUUGCCCCGGUAGCCAAGAUGAAGUCUGUUCGUCUCCUGCUCUCUAUUGCUGCGAAUCGAGAUUGGCCUCUGUUCCAAUUAUAUGUUAAAAAUGCCUUCCUGAACGGGGACCUACAGGAAAAAGUUUACAUGAGUCCUCCACCCGGUUGUGUAAGGGGGGGGGAGAACAAUAGAGGUCAACUGGAGUGGAAGCCAAACGACGGGGCCGAGAAUCUGUGAUCGAUCCGAAGAACCACUGCCAGAUACGAUUCUGCUUCCCCUUCGUACUACCCGAUUCUUGCCCGGCUUUCUUUCGGCUUAAGUAAGAAGGCUGCGGUGAGAAUGAGGAUCACUUCGGAACUCUAGGAAAAUGGGCGGGCGUUUUAGGGCGGGAUCUAAAAGUUCUCCAACGUGUUGCGGAGCCUUCGGCCGUGAGAGGGUCUUUUGGCUUCCUCAGGGCCGUGUGAAGCUUAGCUUGCUUUAGCAGCCACGUGAUGAUUCAAGAUUCGUGGUAGGCGUAGGAGCUGGGCGAAGCGGUAGCGAAGCUCAGGUGGUGAUGCAAGUGCGCGGUGAGCGUAGUAACCCCCUCGGGCAUGCUCUUUGUACAACCAAGCGAAGAGCUAGUGAGGGCCGGAAUGGAAUAUCGUAUGUAGUGUAGAAUCGGAUCUGAAGCUCUUUACUAGGAUUGGAACAAGCGAGGAACGAGUGACCACAAGCUCCGCUUAAGCGCUCGACAUGCAGUUAGCUUAAAACAUGUUCAUCAUGUGGCCGAGCGAAGCGCACCUGCGUGAAGCAGCCUAGCAUCACUUUAGAUAGGAGCAGAAUGGAUGACUUACAACUGAAAGUAAGUUCUUCGGAUCGAUAUAUCGUACGACGUAAUGGAGAUCUUGGUCUAGGUCCGGUGGUUCGCAGAAUUCGGGACCUAACGAUGUUCGAUUCGUCACAUGAACGGGAGCGGACGAUUCCCUCGUCUCUCCCUUUUUCGGGGAAUGGCUGCAAGCAAUCACAAGCAAGUGAUUGAAUGAGUGGGGGGCUCCGAAAGCACAUGCGGGAUAAGCAGGUCUUUCAGGAGACGGUCUAAGGGUCCGGUCUAGAAAGAAAAGAUAACUCUCAACAAGCUGGAACUAAUCAAGAUCAAUAGGAAGAGGAGUUAGCUAUAAAUUAAUUUUUUUGACAAAGUUCAUGCCACGACGAUCUAUAUGGAAGGGCUGUUUUGUUGAUGCAUUCCUGUUGAAGUUGAAAAAGAGACAAACACUCAUGUUUCAGCUCCCGGAUCUGCUUGGAUUAUCGUAUAAUAAGAGGAGCCGUCUUAGGAAAUGACUGAACUUAAAAGACAGAUGCCACCGCUGCGAGGGAGUCACUUGUCUGAUCUUGCGGUGCACUCACUCCCGUUACGAGAAUGAAAUGACGCCCCAGCUCGACUCGAGACCAAGACUCCUUCCUUACAACUCGCACCAAUAGCGGCACUGAGCGGCCGGAGAUUGAUUGAAAAGGCAGCCGCCCCUCCCCCCCUAGCCGCCUACCUACUCGUGCUCGUAUCUCGAUCGGAGGUUAAGAGUGUGGUCCGGCGGAAAAACAGAAGUCGUCCGUAUCAAGUGAUACGUUAAUUGCUCAGUAGUGCUUCGCCACUACCGUAGCUG